Molecule: messenger RNA, 1059 nt
Organism: Chinchilla lanigera (long-tailed chinchilla)
Lineage: Eukaryota; Metazoa; Chordata; Mammalia; Rodentia; Chinchillidae
Product: translation initiation factor IF-2-like
Source: RefSeq, a predicted model, not a curated record
UUUAAGGUUAACUCUUAUUAAUGCUCACAAUGCCUUCUUAUUUACUACAUAUUUACUGGGAAUCUGGGCGAAUGUAAAUGGAUAAAUAAAAUCAGACAAUUUUGGUGAGGUAGCUUUAAUUAAAGUAUUAACAUCAGAAGGCUGGGCAGAUUGCCAAUAUAUUAAAAACAUCUAUGGCUAAAGUAGCAAAAAUAAUCUUUAAAAUUCCUUGCAAAAUAGUUGGAGGUUUAGUAACAUUUCUCCACUCUACUAUCUACCAUUUUAGUAGGGAAAUAAAAUAUAAAUGCAGCUAAAAAUGAAUUCGGGCCCAAACCCACAUCCUAUCUAACGGGCUGAGGUUUUCCUGUCAUUGUUUUCUAUCCUUCACAUUUUGUAUUCUUUAGGACUGCCUCUUAACAGUUCUUGGUGCUUAAAUAUAAAAGAAAUAGGGCUUUCUCAUAUUACAAUCUCAAGAAAAAGGAGGCUGAAACGCCCAUUCGGCUAGGUGCAAGAGGCCUACAGGCUGCACACCUUGCAAGCGCUUCGUGAUGCAAUUUUAUUCACGUUUUUUUGUGUAGCUCCUUUUUUUUUUUCUGAUGAUGCAAAUCGUGCAAGCACGGCUUUAAAUUCUCCCCAUCCUGGGAAACAUGGCAUAGACGGCCGGUUUCUCCAACGAGCAGCCCCAGGCUGCAGGCCUCCAUGCCCGCCCCCGAGCCCGCUCCACAACAAUCGUUUCCUCUCUCCCCGCCUUUUACAUACAGUACACAUACAAAUACACACGCAGCGCAGCCAGCCGGGGCGGGCCGGGGCGGACCACUGCGUAAAGCGCAGGGGGAGCCGCAAGCAGGUCAGGUAUUUUCGCCGACUCCUUCACGCUUUGGCACCCGUGCGUCUCUGCGGCUGCCUGUGGUUGUCAGGCCAAAGGGCGCCCGUGGGCCCGGGGUCUGCAUAAGCUCCGCUUCCGAGCCGCAGGCUUCCGGGGGCUGCAGCCCCACCCCCGGCUCGGGCAGCAGAUGGUCCCGCCCCAGCGCUAGCGGGCGCCGAGCGGGAGCCGCGCGGGAGCGGCGUAGCGACGGCGGC